This is a messenger RNA of Schistosoma intercalatum, 474 nucleotides long. NCBI's taxonomy places the organism in Eukaryota, Metazoa, Platyhelminthes, Trematoda, Strigeidida, Schistosomatidae. The record is from the annotation of a GenBank genome assembly.
GGCGCUAGCGUGUUAUAACAUCUUACUACAUUUACUAGUCUUCUAGACGAAGAACUAGGCCCAAAUAGAAAGUCAAUGAACCGUCUGUUCAUUGUGUGCUUUGGUCGAAAUGAUGUACUUAAGGUUCUUAGUACCUCAGACAUGGAAAAAACAACAGGACCGGAUGAGCUACAACCCAAAAUCCUCAGACAAAUUGCACAAUAUAUUGCAGCCUCACUAACUGUGAUAUUCAAUAUGUCACUUGGCCAAGGUGUGUUACCUACGAACUGGAAGGAUGCAAUCGUCACUCAAAUACAUAAAACAAGACCAAGACAACUUCUAUCGAACUACAGAUCUGUCAGCCUCACCACUGUCGUAGUUAAUGGGAAGAAUAGUUAAAAAUACCAUAAUGACAUUCGUGAAAACCAACAACUUGUUAAACAGCGAACAACAUGGUUUCAGGAAAGGUUUAUCUUGCACAACAAACCUCCUUAU